AUGAGGACGGCGCAUCUUCUUGGGCCGAAGUUGUCACGGCUUGGAUGCUGCUUGUGCGGGGGCGCCACUGUUGCGGCGCCCUCUCAGGGCCAACGCACCCCGUGGCAGACGCCAGCGCGGUCCAUUGUGAGCGGCGGGGGAACGAAAAGAACAGGGAGGCCCGCAGCGUCUUCCGUGAAGCGCAUGCCCCCACCGCCGCCACCUCGGCAGCAGCAGCAGCAGACACCCACAGCCUCAUCGUUAGAAGUGCACCCUGAGCCGCUCUUGGCGUCGCGGCGGCCGCUGCUCGACGUGGACGAAAUCAUCGUUGCGUUGACGGACGUCCUUGUUGCCUACCAGAAGCACCUCCGAGCCUGCAAUGCGGUGGCACCAACGGCGCCAAGCCAUAGUAAUACAGGGGGAGGAAGCGGCCCCCAGGUGCCGUUCUAUCCUCCUGUUCCACUGGAGUACCUUGAGGAGCACUUCCAGUCGCUGCUGCUGCGCCUACUCCCGGCUGGUGUCACACGCGGCGACGGCGGGGAUUCCAAAGUAGUGCGGUUUUCAGAGAACAGUACUGCUGCGGAGGAAAAUAGGCGGCAGAUCGCAAGUCGAAUUCAGAGCUCCGGCGUCUUUGUAUUCACGUCCCUGCAGCGUGGAAGCGUUCAACGCGAAGGGGCAUGUGACGCCGGCGGCGGGACAUUUUUUCUGCGCCUCCGGCCCGGCGUCCGGGAGUUGGCCGUCGAUAUAGCUGCGUUCCUGUUCUCCUUGGAACCACAAGACGUCGCAGUGAGAAGGGCAGUGCCGAUGGCGGCCAUCCGGCGUGUGUCGCUGAGCCCAACCGCGGUUUCUUUUAUACGUCACGAGCUCGCCAACGACGUCAGGCGACUGCUGCUGGUCUACACACACGACGUCUUUGCCAUAACGAAGAAUGGUACAAUGGUGCAACUGCUUCCCUCUUCCGUAGGAGGUGGGAGAGGUUUUUCACCCGUAACUUCGUCGACCGCAAAUUCGGCAACGCAGAAGCCGCUGCAAGGCUUCGUAGCAUCAGCCGCAUGUGUCAAUGAAGCUAUCGCAAGGACCACGAGCACAGAGGCGACUGCGAAGACGGCGCCUGAUUAUGUGCCUGCUAGUUUUGCAUCUGUGGGGGAAGACACUGUUGUACACAUGGGGAGGCGGUUUAUUGCGCCGGCCGCGGUGGAGCGCUACCGGCUCUCGCGGUGUCUAGUUCCUUUUCUGGAAUUCAUUCCAGUGACCGCCUCCGUCGGCGACGGAAGUCGUGGGGGAACUUGCUCCUCCUCGGUGGCGGCAGGAACUGAGGAUGGAUUCGUCGACUUUGCCGCCAUACGUGAUCGGGCGUUGGCAAAGUGCCCGAACCUCGCCCCUCUACUGACUUUGGAUUAUAGCGAUAUGCCGAAGCUUCGCGAUGGCCUUCUACUCUCGGCUCUCAGUGCAUUGGGCGUGGAGUGUCGCUGGGGACGUCUACUUCCGCCGCAACACCAGCACCAAAGACGGCAUCUGCAGCGCCCCGCCACCAACAUCGGUUCCGCGUCUGAAAUGGGCCUCUUAUUUCUUCGCCGUCGGGUUAACCCGCAACCCACAACCGCGGCGUCAACGCCUCUCCCGCGCGCAGAGGAAAAAGUGCAUGUACGUCUCUUGCUUUCAGACCUGCAGGCGGAGCUCGAAGAGCCCCGCAUGCCACGGCGCAGGGCGAAUUGGCGGAAGUGGCCGUCCCACAGUUACUCCGUGGCAGACGACCUUACUGUGGGAGCGGCCGCAAACGGGGAGGAAACGCAAGAAGAGGAUGUGUGGAGCUACGCAUUCUGCAGGCUCCACGCUGCCGUCUAUGAGGAGUUGGUGACAACGCCAGCAAUUGUGACGCCGCCCGACCCAAACCUGGCGCUUGCACUGCAAAGCCUGAGUUACCCUGUUGGUGCAUCCGCCAAUAGUGCAUUUGUGCAGCAUCUUUUGCGCCAAUUUAGCCCGCGGCAAUAUGAACAGCUGCACGAUAUCCUGCUUGGGGGUCUGCAGGGUCGUGUUUCGCCUCUUUUUAAACACGAAACAGAGGAGAGUGUUGCGUGCUUGUUCUUUCCAUAUGGACAAUGCGAUGCAGGCCACGGGACGGGUGGUUGGGAUGGCAACAGUAAAAGGGGUGCCGAGAGUGGCAAUGAGGCAAAGCCGGAGCCAAUCGUGUUUAACAAGUAUGUGGAUGGUUUCUACGACUUAACGACACCUACACAGUUGCCGUGCAUCCGCCCCCGCACACUAUCGGAGGAACCACCGCUCGUCUACCGGAAGCUUCUCCCCGCAAAGGUGGUGCUUGAAAUUUUGUGCUGCCUACAUCGUGAGCAGCUGCGUUGGGCCGAGGAGAUUGGACUCGAGGUUGACGAUGAUGACGAUGAUGAUCGCCUUGCCGACAACGGUGAUAAAGACUGCUUUCUCUCCUUCACGGCGCUCCGCAGCAGACUCCAACCCGCGAGCCGGUCGUACGUUCGUGACAACAUUGGUGACCUGGCGAUGAUCCCGCUUCUUUUGUCAUGCUUUCCGCGGUACUUUCGUGUGCCCGCAAUCGGCACUGCAUUAUCAUGGUCUGUCAUCGGCCUCACGCGUGAGGGGCGGUGCUUAGCUCAAUUGCUGGAGGCCUCUCUAGCACCGUCGGCAAACAACGGAACACCCUUGUUGUAUCGGAGCCAACGGACUGGGUGUUUCUUUACGGACGACGCGCGUCAACAGCUGGACGCCUUCCUGCUGUGGCGCUGA
Trypanosoma conorhini is the source of this 2736-nucleotide messenger RNA. RefSeq lists its product as uncharacterized. NCBI's taxonomy places the organism in Eukaryota, Euglenozoa, Kinetoplastea, Trypanosomatida, Trypanosomatidae. The transcript has a single exon. The coding region runs from base 1 to 2736 and encodes 911 amino acids. The record is from RefSeq and is a predicted model, not a curated record.